Molecule: messenger RNA, 1731 nt
Organism: Misgurnus anguillicaudatus (oriental weatherfish)
Lineage: Eukaryota; Metazoa; Chordata; Actinopteri; Cypriniformes; Cobitidae
Gene: drc4
Product: dynein regulatory complex subunit 4
Biological process (GO): flagellated sperm motility
Cellular component (GO): Golgi apparatus; microtubule; motile cilium
Molecular function (GO): small GTPase binding; microtubule binding
Source: RefSeq, a predicted model, not a curated record
UUAAGCCCACCCCACAUCCUCCACAUCAUCGCGAGAUCUUGUGUUGCUAGGAAACUGGAUUGUUGUUGGAUUAGCAUCGCAUGAAGCUAUAUACUAUUUUAUUUGACUUAAGCUGAAUGUAAAAACAACACAUCUACGAACAAUGCCGCCGAAAAGAAAAGCGUCCACCAAGUCCUCAAAGGGAAAAACUCCAACAGUAGUGGAUGGUGUGUCCACAGAGGAGAUGUCCAAAGAGCAGUUGGAGGAGCACAUUGUCCGCCUUCGAGAGGAGCUCGACAGAGAACGAGAGGAACGCAACUACUUUCAGCUGGAGAGAGACAAGAUCCACACAUUUUGGGAAAUCACCAAAAGACAUUUGGAAGAGAAGAAAAGUGAGCUGAGGAACAGAGAGCGUGAGAUGGAGGUGGCCGAAGAGCAGCACCAAGUGGAAAUUAAGGUGUAUAAGCAGAAGGUGAAGCACCUACUCUAUGAACAACAGAACAGCUUGUCAGAGCUGAAAGCUGAAGGUGUUGUCAGCACUAAACUGCUCCAGAAAGAGCACGCUGACCUCGAAAAACAACUGCACAAGGAUCUCUGCAACCUAAAAAUGGAUUUGAAAAAGCAGGAGAUGUCCAGUGAAAAUGUGCUCAAGCGCCUUCAGCUGAAACAUGAUGAAGAAAUUACUAAUCUGAGAAAUGAUUUUGCCAGACAAGUACGAGAAAUUGGAUCUAAAUAUGAGAAAAAAAUGCAGAAACUCCGCCAGGAAGAAGAACUGAGACGCAAGACAGAGAUUCAUGAGAUCGAGGAACGAAAGAACAGCCACAUCAGCACACUUAUGAAGAACCACGAGAAAGCUUUCAGAGAAAUCAAAAACUACUUCAACGACGUUAUGCACAAGGAUCUGAAUCUCAUCACUUUGCUUAAGGAGGAGUUGAAGGAGAUGAAAAAGAAGGAGGAGAGGAGAACUAAAGAGAUGGGAGAAGUGCUUCAGAAAAAUAAAGAGCUGAUCGAGGCUCCACAGAGAGCCAAAGAAGAAGUUGCAGAGCUUCAGAAACAGCUUGUCAACUAUGAAAAGGACAAGAGUGCUCUGGCUAGAGCUCGAGCUCGCCUCAAAGUGUCUGACAAAGAACUGAGGGACCUGAAAUGGGAACAUGAGGUGUUGGAGCAAAGAUUUACCACGGUUCAGCUGGAGCGGGAUGAGCUGUACAUGAAGUUCACUAAAGCCAUUCUGGAAGUUCAGCAGAAGAGUGGUUUCAAAAAUCUGCUGCUGGAGCGCAAACUGACUGCACUCAAUGACACACUGGAGAAGAAAGAAGCUCAGCUCAGUGAAGUGUUAGCUGCUUCCAACCUGGACCCAACUGCCCUGAGUGUGGUCACACGUAAGCUGGAGGAAGUCUUGGACUCCAAAAACCAUACUAUCAGAGACUUACAAUACGAAGUGGCUCGAGUUUGCAAGACUUAUAAUGACCUGCUGAGGACUUCUGAUGCAAAGCUGCGGGCAUUUGGACUCCCUGUGGAAGAACUCGGCUUUAAGCCACUUGAAAGUAGCAUCUCCCGACAGACUCUGGGGCAGGGCCCUGCGGACCUCUUUUCUGCCUCAAAUUAGUCAAGAAGAGGAAAAGAAACAUUUAUACUUGUUUUAAAUUAAAUGAAAAGAUGACAUUUCUUAUCAUAGUAGAGCAAAUAUUAUUUAUAAUUUUGCAAUUGAUUGAGUAAAUUUUAAGAAAUUACUUUUAAAAUUGCCUUUGAAAA